Prinia subflava (tawny-flanked prinia) is the source of this 6396-nucleotide messenger RNA. RefSeq lists its product as uncharacterized. The transcript has 2 exons. The record is from RefSeq and is a predicted model, not a curated record. Gene Ontology annotation, biological process: proteolysis. Gene Ontology annotation, molecular function: aspartic-type endopeptidase activity. The coding region runs from base 818 to 2533 and encodes 571 amino acids. Lineage: Eukaryota; Metazoa; Chordata; Aves; Passeriformes; Cisticolidae.
UGUAUAUAAUUUUCAAAUAAAUGCUAUAUAUAUAUAGUGUUAAAAUAAGUGCUAUGUAUAUAAUCUUAACUCUGCUGCAAAGAUAUAGUUUCAAGUUUUUUGCUUUGACAGAAUAAUAGAAUAGCUAAUAUAUAGUUAUGCUUGUAAUUGAACUGUUUAAUUAAAAUAACCUCCACUGAACAUAUAAUGAAGAGCCCACUACUGAUAUGCCAAUUAUCAGCAUCCACCACCUAAAAAAAGUAUAAACCAAAGCCCCAAGUAGAAGUAAUAAAAAGAACAACCUUAAAACACAGCCAAAAAUCACGCGUGCUCUAAUAAAAGCAAACCCAAAGAAUAGCCACACUAAACAGUUCCUAAAAUAAUAGUUAAAAAUGAGUUUAUAAAAAAAAUAAAUACACAUAGUUGUCAAUAAAUAUUCAACAAGCUCAUGUAAUAAAAAAAAAGUUUUUUAAAAAUGUGUCUGAAACCAGUGCGAGCGCUCUUGGCUGAAUGCCCAGGAUACAUCUGUUCAAAGAUAAACCUUUGCUUUAUCUGCCUCCUUUUAUCUUUUUAUUAAACCUUUUAAAUUUUACCGAGAAAAUAAACCUCAUUUUCCACAGGCCUUGUUGGGGACCCUCAGGGGACACUGGGGACACUCGAGGAAGGGGCGACAUUGUGACGUACAUGGCCCCUCCCCCUUCACCAGCGGCGUCAUCUUAGGGGCCGCCCUUCGCGGGUGUGCGGAGUGUCACCGGCUGUGCGCUGCUGUUCGCUCCCCGGAGUGUCCCGGAGUGUCCCCACACUGUCCCCACAGGGUCCCAGAGUGACCCCAGCGGUCAUGGAGAGUGGCAAGGUGCUGGAGGCUGUGGUAGCCGUGGUGGCCACCCUGGGCGAGCUGGCAGCCACCCUGAGCCCACCAUCCAGGAGUGUGUGGCCUCUCUUGUACCCACAAUACCUGCACGACAAACUGAGGAAAUUCACGUGGCACCUCCGGGACACCCUGGAGCACCAUGGCAAUGUUGCCUCCCUGGGCAGGGCCGCGGCCACCCUCGGGGCCACCCCAGGGGCCACCUGGGCUGAAGUGAUAGCUGCAGAGAAUGCCUGGCGGGAGUCAGUGGAUGGGCUCAGGGAAAGCUGGGAACGGCUGUCCUGGAAGGCCAUGGAGCUCCGCACCACCUGGAAGAUCGCAGCCACCGAUGAGGCCACUGCCGAGGCCACCACCAGCGGCCUGGCCAGGGACCCGCAGGAUGGGACUGCCGGCUGGGGGACAACUGGGGACAAUCUGGACGCCACAGCUGGGCAGCGGCCAGUGGCCCUGGCCUUGGCAGUGGCCACCAAGGCCACAGAGGAGGCCAUGGUGGCCACCGGCCAGGCGGGAGCAGCCACCAGGAGCGGACAGAAGGCAGAGGCGGCCCUGGGGCUGCUGAAGCGCUUGGAGGCCGCGUGUAUGGAAGCCUCCAUGCUGCCCAUGGUGCUACAAGACUGUCUCGGUUACAUCGAGUUUAUCCUGAAGGGGACAGAGGAGGCGUCCCCCAAUGUCCCCACGAGAUUGGAGACUGCAGUGGCCGAGGCUGAGCGGCUGUGUGAGGCCAGCGGCCGCCUGGCCAAGGGUCACCUGCUGGGGACACUUCGGGAAAUCGACUUCCUCCUCUCGAGUCCCUAUGGCAGCACCGGUGGCUGCUCGGUGGCCAAGCACUGCCAAAAAGCCAGUGAGGACACUCUGAGUUCCACGGCACCAUCAUGUGGGGACACCAAGAAUGGCAGCUCAAUCCCAGGAACACCUGAACAUCCUGAAGGGACCUGGGGAAAACCCAAGCCAGGAGCAGUUUGUGACAUCGCCAGCCAGCUCCUAAGAGACCCCGACUUAUUACCCCCAGGGACACGAUGUGAACUGGCAACCUCCGAAUUGAUACGUUUUUUAAAUAACUCCUGCCAUGAAUGCAUUCCCAUAGGAGUUACUGGUAUUUCACACCAAAGACAAGACUUUCUAAUUAUAGGCAAGGACAGUAAUAAAACUCUUGGACUUUCGGUUCUUCCAGCUGUGGUUUCAGCAAAUUGUAAUGAAGAGCUGAGGGUUUUAGCUCUUGCUUACAAGGCUCCUGUGGAAAUUCAACCCAAAACACCAAUAGCUAUUGCCAUUGCAUUGUCAAUGAAUACAAAUAAGCGAGCUGUACAUCCAGAAAUGUCUUUUGAGAGCUCUAACCCUCAUGUCCGUUGGAUAAAACAUAUCACCUAUGAACUGCCAGAGCAGAGGUGCAGUCUGACACACCGUGGUGAAACAGUUCACAUUACAGGCAAGCUGGACACAGGGUCAGAUGUCACUAUAAUUCCUUAUGAGUUUUGGCCGAGCGAUUGGAAUCUGGUGCCACCUGCCUGUGCUCUCACAGGGAUUGGAGGAGGUAUACGGAGUAUCCAAAGUGAAUCCAUGAUUACUGUCACAGGUCCCGAGGGAAAGACAGCGACCACCCGUCCCUAUGUGGUGAAGAAGCCCAUCACACUAUGGGGGAGAGACGUGAUGUCCCAGUGGAGAGCAAAGAUGGAAUUGGAUUCUUGAUGGAAACCACAGCAAUGCCCGCCACUCAUUAUCAAGUUAUCAUUAUUAAACAAUCAUUAUUAUCAUUAUUAGGUUAUCAUUACUAAGUUGUCAUGGAAAUCCAAUCAGCCCAUUUGGAUAGAUCUGUGGCCUCCUGAAGAGGAAAAAAAUAAUGAGCAACUCAAAAAAUUAGUGAGUGAACAACUACAAACAGGCCACACCAAACACAAAAAUAGCACCUGGAAUUCCCCAGUUUUUGUCAUUCACAAGAAAAUCUUCUCUGAUUCCUGGAGAUUGCUUGAGGAAAAUCAGAGAAGUGAUAGAGGACAUGACGCAUGUACAACCUGGACUUCCUUGUCCUUCAGUGAUUCCAAGAGAAUGGCCUCUUGCUGUCAUCCACUUAAAAAUUGUUUUUUCAACAUUCCACUGCAUCCAGAGGAUGCUCCUCGAUUUGCCUUUCCCUUUGGUUCCAGCCAUCAGUAGAGGAGAACCAUUGCAAAGGUACCACUGGAUGGUUUUGCAGCAAGAGAUGAAAAGUUGUCCCAGAAUUUUUCAAUAUUUCAUUUGUCCCCCGCCCGACAAAAACACCCACAGAAAAAGGAUUUUACAUUACAUGGACGAUUUGCUUGUUGCAGAGCCAACUCAAAAAGAAAUGGAACAGGACUGAGACAGCGUCAUCACUGAAGUUCAGAAUGCUGGAUGAGAAAUUCUGCGUCAAAAAUACAAGAAAUCCUACCCUGGAAAUACUUAGGAUGGAGGAUGACAGAACAAACAAUCAAACCACAGAAAAUACAGCUCCGAAACAGGGUGAACACCUUGCAAGAUUUACAACAGCAUUUAGAAGAGGUCAGUUGGGUCAGAUUUGUUUUAGGAAUUACAAAUGAUGAACUUGCCCCACUUUUUAAGCUAUUGAGAGGAGACUGUGACAUCAAAUCUCCUAGAACCUUAGCACCUGGCUCUCAAAAAGCCCUUGAAAAAGUCACGGAAGCUCUUCAAAAAAGACAAGCACACCAUUGUGCCCCAGAAAAGCUUUCUUUUCUUGCAGUGUUAGGAGAAAAAAUGCAACUUUAUGUUCUCAAUUUUCACUGGGACACUUCUGAGAAAGAUUCUUUGUUAAUCCUACAGUGGGAUUUUCUUGCUUAUAGGUUUCCAAAAACAAUUUUUACAACCAUGGAAAUGACAGCUCAAAUCAUAAUUACAGCCAGAACAAGAUUGCUAACUGUGGCAGGUCAAGAUUUUGUGAUUAUGAAUUUACCUGUGAAAAAAGAUGACCUUGGUUGGGCUUUGCAAAAUUCAGAGCACUUGCAAAAUGCAUUUGUCAGAGUACAAGUCCCCCUGGGCCAAAUCCACACAGACCCAGGAGUGCCCAGAAAUGUGAGGACUGAAUUAGAACCUUCAGAGAAACUAAAGUAGAUAAAUCCACACAGACAUGAGGUAGAAAUGCAAGUUUAGUUUUCAAUAAAUAGAGGAUUUUAAGGGCCUUAGGAAAUAAGAGACUGAAUCAGUUAGCAAGAAAAAGACCUAGUUUAAAGGUCAGGUAACAUUGCCUUUUGCAAAGUUAGUUAAAUUCUAGUCAUAACAAAAACAAUGUAGCCUUGCUAAACAUUCCUAGAUAGAAUAGACAGAGCUUCAGGUGUAGAAUUUCUGUAAGAAGGGACAAAUAUUGUCGCACAUCAAUCUUAGCUUAGGAUAGGCCCAACAAGGCAAUACUGGAGUCCUGUUUCUACCUGAUUGCCAAAAAUAGAAUUACAAUGCACUGCUUUGAGCAUGCUAGCAGGCUGAGGGAGGAUCGAUCACAAAUGCCACAGUUGUUGUUGCUUCUGCAGCUGCUACUGAUAAGAAAGUGUGAAUAUAAAUAUAAAUAUAAAUAUAAAUAUAAAUAUAAAUAUAAAUAUAAAUAUAAAUAUAAAUAUAAAUAUAAAUAUAAAUAUAAAUAUAAAUAUACUGGUAAGACUCACAGAACACAGACUGCAGGUGCUCUGUCACUGCUGCUGUCGCUGCUUUUGCUUGGGACUUAGAAACUUGUGGGAAUGCAUUUCCACACCCAAGGAAACUAUUCUAUUUAAGGAAAGAAGUUUUGGUUUACGUUAGAUCAUAAAGGGAAGCCAAACUAGAAACUUCUGUGCCCUUUGCCUGUGCACUGGCCCAGUGCCAGCACAGGGGCACUGGUUGGGUUUGGCAAUGUUUCUCAGGACCUGUGGCUGCUUCUGUUGGCAAAUUGUCCCCGCUUAGUCAUCCUGUACUUAAGCAUGAGCUCAGAGCUGCUCAUGUGCUCUUUAAGGUGUCUUAGCCAGGGGUCAGAGGCUUCUCUGACACCUGUGCUUGGCUUUUGUUUCUGUAUUAUUUGUUAUUUUAUCUUUUAUUGAAACCUUUGCUUUAGAAAACACACUUGUGAAGAGCCGUCUGGCAAAUAUUAUUCAGCCACUCUGGGAAGUUUCAGGCCAACCCUCAGGCUUGAUCCAUCUUCAUGGGCUCAUUACACGCUGGCCACGUGUGAGACUGUAUCAGAGACUUUAUGUCAGAAGGUUCCUGCACACUGUGCUGGUAAGAUGCCACCGCCUCUGCUGGGGACAUGGGGACUUUGCUGGCUCGGACUGUGACACCCUCCUCAUCCAUGAGGCUGAUUUAGCCAUGCAGCCAAGGACUUUGCUUUUACAGCUCCCCAUCACCACAGCCUUCAAUGAGGACGCCCCGAAAACUUGACCCGUGAGGGCCCCGGUGGGCGCGCGGUGCCAAAGAGCCACCGAGGACAUCCCGAGGCUGCUGCGGGCACAGCAAGGUCCCGUCAUCGGGGCGGUGACGCCACUGGGGACAUCACUGGGGUCACUUGGCCGCUCCUCCCUCCCUGCUCGGUGUUUGAGACAAAUUUGGGGAAUUUUCAUCGAAACUGUCCCAAAUCCUGAUGGGAAUUCUUUUGGUGACAUCAUUGGGGACACUCAGGGAUUCAGGGGCGGAGGGUGAAUGACCCGCCUCUGUGCCUUGCAGGAGAGGCAGCAGACCCAGGUUAUAAAUGACAAUAGAAAUGACAAUAGAAAUGACAAUACAAUAUUGGCUUUUGCAUUCACAUAUCAGCUUUUGCACAUUGGUAUUGAUCACAGUGAUUUUGAUACAGUAUAAUUUACAAUUCCUUUCAGCAGCUUUUUGGUAUGACAAUCUAUCAGUUUGUGUGUGCACCGUAUAGCAAACAUAAAUGAUACCUAAAUAAAUAAAUAUUAGAUUAUAUAUUUAUAAUCCUUAAUAUGAUAAUAUUAUAAUCUAAAAAUAUUUAUAAUUAGGUUAUAAUAUUACUAUAAUCUAAUAAUAUAAAUUAUUUAUUGUAAUUUAUAUUAGUAGAUUGUAUACCAAUAUGUUAUUGUAUAAUCAAUAUUAUAUCAUAGGCCUUAGCAAAAUAUUAAAAUAAAGACUGUGCAAUGCCAAAAUGGUUUUAUAACUCUUAUAACAAACUUUUAUAUUGUAACUAUUAUAAAUUUUAUAUUAUAAAUACUAUAACUAACUUUUAUAUUUUAACUGACUCAGGGAACGUUGUAGAACAAUUCUGUCGUUCCCCACAUCUGCUGGCAGUGUGAAAACAGUGACAGAAACCAGAGUGCCAGAGAAGAAUUUAUUAAUUUACCAGACAGUGUGGAACAACAGGGUGGGACCAGGGGAAGAAAUAAAAUACAAGGAUGUGAUGUACAGGAUAUCCUGCAGACAAGUCUGAAGAAGCCAAUCAAAAGAGCUCCUGGAACAUCAAACACUCACAAGAAUGUUUGAAUGAUGUCCAAACUCAUGAAUACGUGUGUGCCCCAGCAAUGGAGCAGUGCACAGAGAACAUUGUUUUAAAACACCCCAGCACUGGGUAUUGUCCCUUUUUUAUCCCUGAUUAAACUUGUAACAAUUUCAAA